Messenger RNA from Paramuricea clavata, 7897 nucleotides. Lineage: Eukaryota; Metazoa; Cnidaria; Anthozoa; Malacalcyonacea; Plexauridae. The record is from the annotation of a GenBank genome assembly.
AUGGAAAACCAGUGGCUGAGAAAACGAGACUCGGGUGGACAGUCAUGUCGCAGGGACGGAAAAUUAAUCACUCAUGCUAACGAGAUGUUAACGCUAAGCACACACGAAGACUACAUGGAACUUUGCAGUUUAGAUGUUCUGGGGCUCAAGGAUCGACUUGAAGGUGAUCAAACAACCGUGCUUGAGAAGUUCGAAGAACAGUUAUAACCUGGAGACAAGAUGGAAAAUACGAAACAGCACUACCAUGGAUCGGAAAGCUAACCAUUCCAAAUUACCAACCAACCUCAACGUUGAUCGAGCGAGAUUUCAGUCACUAUUGAACAGCGGUGUCAAGUAACGAAGUAAAUGUACUUUGUUACUGUACUUGAGUACUAUUUUUGAGAAGUCAGCAUGUAACAAAUUAAACCUUUUCUGGAGUACUUUUACUUGGAACGAAGUCGUCUUAAGAAGUAACGUUUUACUUCGUUAUUUUCAUUUUGGCGAAGUAUUUCGUUACUAGCUUUCUCACAUUUGUUUAAUUUAAUUUUACGUGAUUUAUUCCUGAUCUAUUUUAAUUUUGGGAUAGGUAAUAGGACCUCUACUUGCGUUUGGGAUCUCUCGUUUGUGGCUUACUUAUGAGCAUUAUUUAUUUAAUGGAUUUCUUAUAUCUUCAACGGGGUUUGGAAAGUACAUGUAGGCCAUGCGGUGAAAUAUUGUAUAUUAUGGUGCACGCAUAUAAUGCGUGUGUUCUUUUGUGUCUUUUGUAUGUCAAUCCAUUGGAGAAGUCCCCCCCCCCCCUACACGCUAUAAACAAUAGUACUUUUACUUUUACUUUGUACUUCAAGUAUUUUUUAAGGAUACGUUGUACUUUUUACUUAAGUACGUUUUGCCUCCAGUACUUUUUACUCUUACUCUUACUCAAGUCGCUUUAUUGUUGAUUACUUCUACUUUUACUCGAGUCCAAAUUCAAAGUAAUUAGGAACCACUGCUAUUGAAGCGACUGCAUAAACUGCCUGCCUUACUUGAGACAUAUCAUAAAAUCAUCAAAGACCAAGUGGAACAGGGAAUUGCAGAGAUCGCACCAACAGAACCUAACAAGAAGCACGAACAUUCAUUCCACAUAAACCUGUCGUUCGGGAACAAAACGAAUCAACAAAAGUUCGUAUCGUCUACGACGCCUCUGCAAAGGUUAACGAAGAUAGUCCGUUAUUGAUUGACCCUCCACUUCAACGAAAGUUGUUAGACAUUCUUGGCAUACAAACGCCGCAGAAUUAGAAAGUGAUGUAAAGGAAGAUGGAGAAACUACCUAUGCGAAGGAAAGUUUAGGGACAACACCAGCGGAGACCAAACUUCUUGGAUUAGUCUGGAACAAAUCAGAAGACACUCUGUCAGUGACAUUUCCACCAAACGAAAAUGAAGUUACGAAAAGAAUUGUUCUGAUAACUAAGGCAAACAUCUGUGAUCCGCUGGGAUUAGCAGCUCCUAUUCUACUCACGGCCAAAGUGAUCUUUCGAGAUAUCUGUGAUUCUAAGGGAGUGGUCAUUAUUUAUGGGGAGGGGGGUUGGGAAAUGGGAGGGGGCAAACGAAGUUUGACCCUUAUAAAUAGGGGGGGUCAAAAAAGUUUUAACACAGAGAAAGGGGGGGUCAUAAAAGUUUUUGAACUUAAAUACCAUGUCUAGAGUUCUGAUUUCUAUAAUCACAAAUAGCAAAAAAGAAGACUCUGAAAAUGCUAUUUCCAACGAUCUAGAGACUCAAAAUUUUCAAAAUUUCCCUGCUCGGCGCCAACCAUGGUAGCGCCUCGCGAUCGUGGGAGUCGGGCCCACUAAGUUUAACAAGCUUUCUACCCCCUGAGUGACCCAGUUGUGGUAUUUACAUAAACAUACCAUGCAAGUACACUUAACUGAUCAGAUUCGGUCUAUCAACGCACAAUGUAACGCUGUAUAUCCAAAAAUCUGUUUCAGAAAAUGCUCACAUUUCAGUUCUAGGGGUGGAAAAAUACAAAAAAUUUUCUGGGGGAGAAUACCCCCAGACCCCCUACUAGUACAUACGAUACCACACCAAACUUUUUGUCACCAACAACCAUCUGUCAUCUCUCCACACUCAAUAUAGUAUGGUCCCUUUUUGUAGAUGCCCACCCCCAGACAAGUUCUUAAAAAACCCUGUGUUCAAAUCAUUUCGCUGUAUGAAGACGGGUCAUGGGUUAGGGUUAUGGUAGGACAAAUGUUGCAUUGCAAAGUAGUAACACAUAAUAUAUAUUUUUUAAUCAUAUAUGGUUGAAUCAUAUUCACCAGGGUAAAACAUCAUGAGCUAGAUUAAACAGAUUGUCCUAAUAUCUAACUUUACCUGCAACGCACUUCGCGAAAAGCAUAAUUUAACACAUGACGGGAAAGAGAGAGAGCUAAGAAAGGGUGAUGUUAUGUUGAUCAAAGGUGAUGAAAAGAACCGUAAUCUGUGGAAAAUUGAGAUUGUUAAACAACUUAUACCCAGAAGAGACGGAGUGGUUCGUGGAGUUAGACUACGUGCAGGAAAAUCAUUCAUGGAAAGACCAAUACAAUUUCUCUUCUGAAACUGUUCCUUUGAAUCCUGCUGCAAAGGUGUUCAAACCAAAGCGCAGAGCGGCUGGUGAUGCAAGGAAGAAUAUUGAACUAAUUUAUGAUUAUGAAGAGGAAGAACUUUGAUGGGUAGAGACGGUGAAUAUGUGUAGACGUUCGUGUGUAUAUAAGACAAAUAAUUUAAACUCAAAACUUACGUUUAUAAAUAGGGGGAGUGUGUCGGGAAAAGGUUGAUAUUAAGUAACCAAAAGUUAAAUUUAGAGAUGAGGCAACUACCAUAUAUGGUAUUGAUUGACAGGCAUGCUAGAUAAAAGGAAUGUUGUUAUUGGGAAUAUAUGUAACUGAGAGCGAUUUUGGAAAGGAAUUUAAUACAAAACAGAAUCUAUAACGCGUAAUAUAAUUUGCUCUUAUUGUGGGGAUCAAACGAAAAUCUACAACAACCCUGUAUUCAUUUAGAUUGCUUUGAAGAUGUUGUAUUGUAAACAAAGAAACGUUAACUAUUAAAUUUUUAACUUUUAUUAUGUUUGGUUUUAAAGUUACUUGCUAUUAGGCUCUGUUUUUUAUCUUUAAAUUAAGAUUUCCGCCUGAUGUAUCAAUUGCCACAGAGUAUCAUUGUUUAUAAGUACUUGCACUUUUUAAGAAAAAGCACUGUUAGCCUUACACUGUUAACAUAAUCACCAUAUUAAUAUAACUUUCAGAAUAAAAUACUGAAGUCAUGGCAAGUUUUAUUCCUUAUACUGGUGCUUCAAAGCUUUUUUUACUUUAUUUUCAUGGCAGUGGUAGUCUGCACUCUAGGGUAUGCCAAAAAACGUAAAAUCCGCCAAAACCUGCGAUACAGAGAGUUAGCACCGGUUAGUACACUUGCUAAUCAGAGCAUUGAGCAUUUUGAGGACAUUGGUUAAGUCAUAAGUACGAUUCAUGUUGUGUUAUUAAAGUUAAGUUAAGAACAAUUCAGGAGAAAGAAAUGAUUAUUUGAAAGUUAGAAACUUGCUUUCGCUAACAAUAUUGUUAAAUUUUGACCUUUAUAGUGUAUUUUAUGAAUAAUUUAAUAAAAAGAAGCAUAAUUUUUGUAAACCAGUAUAAUUCGAGCAUAAUUUAGACAAAAAACGAGCACUACUACAAGCAUAAUUUGCCGACGAGGCAAACACAACAACGUGGUCCCAAUAUCAGCUGAAAUUUGGGAGCUAAGGAACUUGAUUACUCUAAAAAAUUGAAGCGUUUUAAAAUAACUUUAGCCAAGCGGUAAGUUCGUGUGAGAAACGAUCCGGUGUCUGCCAUGAGACAGAUUUGAUGUAACUCCUCCAACGUGGCAACAAGCAUUGACGUUGUUUCAAUGACGUGAAAAUCUUACUUUCACAUUGUAUUGUAUUGUUUUUACGAAGAAUUUCUUUGUUUUAAGGGCGGAAUUCUUCAGUUUGCGUCGUGUUUUAUUACUCAGUCUAUUAUAAAACUUAACACACAAGUUGUAUGUCUUGACGGCAAUGCUGAACCUGUGAUGUUUUUUUGUAGAGAAGUGCACAGAUCCGUCAGGAAACACAAAUGCAAAUGUGAUAGGCAAGGAGUUCUAUCAUGGCAAGGAAGUAGAGUUUGUCUGUCCCAGAGAUUCCAUUCUUGUUCCUGCAAGUUCCAGAAACUUGAGAUGUCAAGAUGGACAAUGGAGAGGGACGAUACCUUCAUGUAAAGGUACGAUGAAUUAGAAGGAUUAUUACGCGAAUAAAACGUGUUUUCGUUAUUGUUGUUUAUACUAUUGUUGUUGAACUGUUUCUGCUUUGCGGAUGUUGUCUGUUGAUGUUAUUGUUGGUAAUAAAUUUUUUGUUGCUGUCGUUCUUGCUAUUGUCGUUUCUGUCUCUAUUAUAUAGUAGUAGUUUUCCUGUUAUAGCUUCUUAUCUACAUUUUUAUUUCUUAUUUGUUAUUUUUCCUGCUUUUGUCUUUACUUUUUUGUUGCAUGCCAUAUAUGGCAUGCAACUUUCAUAUAGCUCUAAAUUUCGUGUCAUCGUGAGCGUACCGGUGGUCAUAAAUCAUGGGGCAGAUUCGUCAAAUACGACAAAUACCGAGUUUUUCCGACGAGCAUCUUCAUGUGGAUUUUCGUCGAGGAAACGCAAAGAAAAUAUUGAUUAUUCGCCGAAAAUUUACAUAAUUGAGAGCCUUAAAAAAUAUAUCGAGGUAGGUGAAGCUUUUCUGUUUUGUUGUGAUUUUGGAGUCGUUGUGCGCGCACUGAUUAUUCAUUGCGUUUAUUUAUAUAUCGUGAAACUUUCAUAAGGCCAGGCCCCUAUCCACUCCAUUCCACUAUUACUGUUAUUCCAUUCCAUUCCAUUAUGGUGUCCACUAUUUAUUUAUUUAUUUAUUUAUUUAUUUAUUUAUUUAUUUAUUCCAUUUAUUUAUUUAUUUAUUUAUUUAUUAUUCCAUUUAUUAUUUAUUUAUUUAUUUAUUUAUUUGUUGUUGUUGUUGUUGUUGUUGUUGUUGUUGUUGUUGUUGUUGUUGUUGUUGUUGUUGUUGUUGUUGUUGUUGUUGUUGUUGUUGUUGUUGUUGUUGUUGUUGUUGUCCUCGUCGUCGUCGUCGUUGUCGUCGUCGUCGUCGUGGGUUGUUGUCUUGGGUUGUCGUUUGUUCGUUUGUUCGUCUCGUUUUAAAAUAUUUGCCAUUUUCAGCUUCAUGUCCGUCCUUGUCACAACUAUUCGACGGUUAUAAAUGGGGUAGAAGUCGAACACAUGGUUCUUCAGUUCAAUUUCGCUGCUACUAUGGCCAUAAACUGGUUGGUUCAUCUAGAGUGGUUUGCAAUGAUGGUAGAUGGUCAGACCAAAUGCCUAAAUGCUUAGGUACGUUGUCAGCUUCCACCAGAAUAAGCAUAAGGCCGAGGUCAAACAAAAAUGAGAGCUGCGUGAAUUUGUGUGAGAGUUUUCUCAAAUCGUAUUCCUUGGUUAUAUGGUGACUAUAGCCCAAAUAAUAACAAUGUCUUAUGCAAGAGGGGAUUAUAUUCCUAUUUUCUUUUUGUUUGAUGUACGAUUAUUUAACCUAUUUAUUUGGUUGGCUUUUCUUUAAUUUUUUACUUAAUUUCCGCCAAAGCAAUUCUUUCUAAUUUCGUUUAAAAAUUAACCAACUAUUUUGAUAGAAUAUUUUCUAUUUUGACCAAUUGACUGAUAUUUGGGGGUGUUACCCCACCUUCCCCCCCCCCCACUGACAUACCUCCCCUGUAUCGACAUCCCUGCCUUUACUUUGACUAGAAUUACAACAUGUGAUAAUUGUAGAUUUUGGAUUUAUUCACACAGAUAAAAUUUGGAUAACAUUAUUUUUAAUUUUAUAGCCAUAUGCAAUCCAAUUCGAAGCAUUAGCAAUGGAUGGGUUUACGGCAGGGGUAAUUUAAAAGGAGAUAAGCUGAGUUUCCGUUGCAGAACUGACUAUAUUUUGGAUGGCGAGCAGUUUAUCAAAUGCACUGGAAAUAGGCGAUGGAAUGCAAAGAAACCAACGUGUAGAGGUUGGUAGAAAACCUGUAUAUGACGGGAGAAGGAGCCGUUUUUGGCUAUAUGAACUUUCUCAACUAAACUGCGUUCAAUAGAAUACAUAUGAAUGCAUUUAUUUUGUUUAGUUCUUAAAAGUUUCAUCAACGCUGUGAGUGUUUUAGCGCUAUUCUAGAGAAGAGCAGCGCUCCUUUAUGGUGUCAUUGGUAUUUUAAUUCAUAUACGAUAUAACUCAAUUUAUUAUAUAGUACAGAGUGAGAUACUGAAAAGUACACAGUGAGAUAUUUUCCAUAUCUUCACUACUGAAGAUAUCGAUCACAUGACUUUUUCCAAUUUGCUUAAGACCACGAUAUUUAACAAUUUUUUGCUUGGGACUAUAUGAUAAACAGAACAUUAUACGAUGGCUUGAAGGUAUGACUUUUAUCUUCUCGUGUUAAAACAAUAUGUUAUACUCACUCGCUGCGCUCGUUCGUAAAAUAUUGUUUCCACCACUAGAAGAUAAAAGUCAUAUCUUCGCGCUGCCAUGUAAUAUCCUUUAUGUGUGUCCAUUCUCUUUUCCGAGGAAAAUAUUGCAAGACUAAGUUUGAGGCAGCAAUUUCUUCAGAAUAUAAUAACUCCUUGUUUUAACUAAUAAUGUAAUAGAAAAUACAGUAGACUACAAACUCCAGAUACUUUUUACAUCAAAUACUUUAUUAUUCAUAUUCUUAAGAAUACGAACGUUGUCAGUCGGCAAUACUUUCGUAUUAUAUUUCAUGCCCCUGCAUGCUUAACAAUUAUUCUGCAACGAAGUGGAGGUCAAUGGUACAACGAUAUUCAUGCACCGAUUCAUCAUUUCAUACAAUGAAAAUAUUGUUAAAAUAAUUUGUAUUCCAGCUCCCAUGAUAUAGUUGUAAAUACAGCAGUAUUUACAAGCUUUUAGUAGGCUAUUAAAGUUUAUUCAUUACAAAUAGCUUUAAAGAAUACCUCUGCACACUGUUAAACAAAAUUUUAUGGUUUGGCGGAAAUACAGCUUCGUUUGGUAAAACAUUGCUCGUCUGUAACCGGAACAAACCUGGAAGACAUUUUGGUUUGGUCCGGAGAUGAAUCGUGCAAGGAUAUCCGGAGCUGAGCAACCAAUCAAAUUGCGCGAAAAGCACUAUUCACCCCCCCCCGAGUAUAUAUGCUAAUACUGAUUAUAGUUUUAUUUAUCAAACAUUAUACAUGUAUAUGUUUUAAUCUUCAGCUCCUUGCAGACGGUUUGGUGUGCAACCAUUCCGUGGUGGUUAUAUAAGGCGAGAUGGUUACAAACAUAAUGAGGAAGUGACAUUUGGAUGUAGAGAUCCUUUGGUUAUUGAUGGUCAGGUUACCUUACGUUGCAAUGAUGGGACAUGGAAUGACAGACUACCUACUUGUGGAGGUUUGUGUUUAUUUUCCUAAAGGCUAUAGGGUCGAGUUUUGAUCGACUGAAACAACGUGAUAGCCGAAAACACCAUCUUGGUUCUUCCCUUAAUCUGCAAUCUGGAAGUUUCAGUUCACAAUCUCAUUUCAAAUAUUUUACAAUUAUUGGACGUGGUUGAGCAAAAUAUCGUGAUUUGUCAGUGGCGUGCACAUCACUAUACUGAUUUUCAGGUUCAACAAUACGCACGUCCAAUAAUUGAUUGACCGUACUAUUUCAUAUUUUGCAUGCAAUUAUUCACUGUGAUUUCUGUUAUUCUUAUUGCAUUGCACCAGUUUUUAAAAUUAACAAACCAGUCCAUGCAACACAAAUCGUCCCAGUGUCAGCCAAAACUGAUCAACUUUAGAUGCCUGUAACUUGCCUUGAAAUACACGAAAUACAUUUAAACAUGUAUUUAAGGCAGAUUUUGUUAUUUUUUUGUCUUUCUGAUAUGUUUUUCGAAGCGAACACGAAAAAAUUGUUUCCCGACAAAGCCCUUA